UACUUAUCGUUUACUUACAUCGCCUCGGUCUGGAGGAAUUAAGAUAAGGCGCAGUGAUUCACAGUAGCUUUAUGGCUGUGCGAUAAUCACCGAGAUAAAACAGACAAAAGCUGCACAGAAAAAAUACAUUAUCCCCGAGGAGCCCCCGAUAUUUUAUCUUUGGCAUAAACACUGUGCAGUCGAAGACUCCCCACUUCCAAAAAUCCGCCAUUUUGUUCAUCAACAGUUUCCGUCGGAUAUUUUUAAAGAAACAUUUAGGAGCUUCUCCUUAGUGUUUCGUCCGUUGAAAUUAAAGAUCGGGGGACGAAAUCUAUCUAUUCAGGAUGAACGGGGUAGUGUACCUUUCGUGUUUCUUGGGGUUUCUUUGUCUUUCGAUGGGACAGGUUGAUAUCCCUGCCGACUGCGGGGUCUGCGAUCGCAGUGCCUGUCCCAGCCAGGAAGACAUGGUCUGUAAGGCCGGAAUCACACGCGACAGGUGUAAAUGUUGCCAGGUGUGCGCCCAGGCAGAAGGGGAAGUCUGUGAUUUGCCAGGACAGGGGAACACGUACCCGAAAUGUGGUGACUACCUUACCUGUGUUCAGUCGGAGAGCAACAACGAUUUGGGAGUGUGUGUCUGUGACUACCAGGAUAACCUGUGUGGUACCGAUGACGUCACAUACACCAGUAUCUGUAAGCUUAGAGAGGCCCAGUCCAAGAAAGGACGUGAUCUGAAAGUACAGAGCUCGGGACCAUGCAAAUCAGCUCCCCGUAUCCUGACUGGUCCAGACAGCGUUACUAACGUUACUGGAGACAAUGUGGUUCUGAUCUGUGAGGCCGCGGGAUACCCCAUCCCUCACAUCGGCUGGCUGUUCCAGAGGACGGACACGGAGAUCAGCAACCUGCCAGGAGACGACAUGUCUGUCUCCACCGUAUCCCGAGGUGGUCCCGAGAAGUACCAGGUGACGGGGUGGCUUCAGGUGGAGCAGGCCAGCAAGCACCACGAGGGUUACUACAUUUGUGUGGCCCACAACAAGCUGGGCUCUGAUAAAAAGACAGGGAGGAUCAAGAUCCACGAGAAAGUAUUGAACAGGGUGGAACGUAAAGAAGAUGGAGACCAAAUCUGAGUGGAAUCACCAGAGUCUUUCAAAUAAAUAAUUCUAGCUUUAUGCUGUUUUAGCUCAUUAUGUUUGUUCAUUAAUUGUGAAUUACAUGUAUUUUGGAAUGAAUGCCACUAGCUGUUCACUAAAAUUCUCUGUCUCUGUACAUGUAUGUAUGAUGUAAACUAAUCCGGGUAUCUUGUCACGUUUUCUUUAUGUUGUAAAUCUGCAAUUUUUAUUUGUCCUUUGAGCAAAAUCUGAUUAUGAUUAUUCUUUGUGCCAAGCUAAAUACUCAUUUGUUUCUUUUUUUUUACUGAAUAUCAUAGCUUAUAUUUUUUAUUAUGAACCAUAUAUAAAACUUUAUAAUAUACUCUAUUCCUCGCUCGAAAUGACAAAAUGUCAAUGAACUUUUUUUGAAAUACAAUCUUGGUACUGAUAAGAUUUUCACAUAUUUUGCCAAAUUGUUUUGUUUAUUUGAUAUGUAUAGUAAUGAUCACAAAUUUCUUAAAACUCAAUGUAUUUUUAAUGUCUUUUUUAUUUAUUUCUCUCAUCAGUCAGAUAAAAUCGGUAUAAAUGACGUUGGAUUAUUUCUUAACUCAAUAAUUUUGGUAACAUAAAAUCUGGUUAAAAAUCAAGUCUUCCAUUUUUUUGACUACGCUUGAAAAUAAACUUCAAAAACUCA
Messenger RNA from Saccostrea cuccullata (small rock oyster), 1758 nucleotides. RefSeq names its product insulin-like growth factor-binding protein-related protein 1. Lineage: Eukaryota; Metazoa; Mollusca; Bivalvia; Ostreida; Ostreidae. The record is from RefSeq and is a predicted model, not a curated record. Gene Ontology annotation, molecular function: insulin-like growth factor binding. The transcript has 4 exons. The coding region runs from base 324 to 1103 and encodes 259 amino acids. Gene Ontology annotation, biological process: regulation of signal transduction; regulation of cell growth. Gene Ontology annotation, cellular component: extracellular region.